Molecule: messenger RNA, 745 nt
Organism: Anoplophora glabripennis (Asian longhorned beetle)
Lineage: Eukaryota; Metazoa; Arthropoda; Insecta; Coleoptera; Cerambycidae
Product: zinc finger protein 77-like
Exons: 2
Coding region: 11-745 (244 amino acids)
Biological process (GO): regulation of transcription by RNA polymerase II
Cellular component (GO): nucleus
Molecular function (GO): DNA-binding transcription factor activity, RNA polymerase II-specific; RNA polymerase II transcription regulatory region sequence-specific DNA binding
Source: RefSeq, a predicted model, not a curated record
CUGUAACAAAAUGGUUUUACCGAAAAGUCUGCCCGCUCACCUCAACAAACAUACAGAUCUUCAUAGGUGUACCGAAUGCAACUUAAGCCACACAUCCAAAGCAGCUCUCGAAAAACACAUCAAGGCUCGUCACAAAGGCCAGAAAGGCCUCGUUUGCCACAUCUGUGGAAAGCAGAGUAGUUGUCAAUCGUCCCUCAACCGUCACCUCGCAUACCACAGCUCGGCAAGGCCCUACCAGUGCAAACAAUGCGAUUUCUCCACCAAGUCACGCAGCAUCUUGAAAGUUCACACUUCCAGAAGACACCUAGGCAUACAGAAACCUUGCGGACAGUGCGGAAAAGUCCUAAAGUCAGAAGUGAGCUUAAAACAGCACAUGAGGAGGAUUCACAACCCCCGAAAGCACGUCUGCCAUAUCUGCCAGAAGGAGUUCACUGAAAAGCACAGUUUAGACAAGCACGUUCUGAAACACUCGCUGCAGAGGCUUUACGGAUGUAAAAUUUGUAAUACGGAGUUCUACACUGUAAAACAGCUGAAGGAGCACAUGCACUCGCACAGGCAGGGGUGCGUCAGUUGCCCGAAUUGCGGGAAGCAGUUCUUUUACAAACGGUACCUGGAGAAGCACAUGGCCAAGUGUAUGCCCGAUUCGGAAGUGGGAGAUUUUAAAGAACGGCUGUGUCGCCUUAAAAGCACUAUAUCUCUUCCAAGCUCCUCGAUGCAGCUGGAGAAAUUGAAGAGUUACGAAUGA